Messenger RNA from Haliotis rufescens (red abalone), 1528 nucleotides. RefSeq lists its product as uncharacterized. Lineage: Eukaryota; Metazoa; Mollusca; Gastropoda; Lepetellida; Haliotidae. The transcript has 7 exons. Bases 121 to 966 code for a protein of 281 amino acids. The record is from RefSeq and is a predicted model, not a curated record.
AGAGAGCUCCGAAAGCGGGAUAUCGCUGUGAGGAGCUUGUCGGAACCCGUAAGCUUUAAGUCGAAAUCAAAAGUACGACAUAUUUGGAAUAUACUGAGUGUUAGAGAUUAAUGUGACGUGAUGGAGAUGUUGUCACUGAGACUAGUUACAUUCUUUCUGCUGGUCUGCUUCAGCGUCAUCUUAGUCAAUGAUGCGGCCGAUACAAGUACGUCCUGCCCUGAAGUAGCAUGUCUUGGCCAGCCGGUCAACAUCACCUGUGACAUCACAGGGGUGUACGAUACAAUUGGGUUUUCACGGCCAGGGGGUCUUGAAGUAAUGACGUGCCUGGCCAAGGAGGAAAAAUGCUAUGUUAAUGUUGAUAAUUAUGAGAUUGUGUUUCGCUCUCCUGAAAAGCAUAUUCUUCGUAUCAAGAAAUUUGCAAAGAAGGAUAUUGGAACGUGGAAUUGUCGAGAUGGAACCGACCCUCUCUUGAAGACUUGUCAUGUGGAUGGAUAUGAUGUAAAACAGUCCCCAACACCCCCUACUCCAGGUUGCGUUGAAGUCGACAGAACUACAUUUGGUCCGAGUACAUUGUGUAAAGGUUUUGAAAAGGAUCCAAAUGUCAACAUUACAAUAACGGUGGCCAACCUGCCCUACACCUUCACGUAUGACCAGUACAAAGAGAAUGAUGAUGUGUCUCUCCCCUACAUCCCGAAAGGUGGGGAUGUAGAAUGCAGAGUCACUGGGCCAGCCUCUCAGUGCUACACUGUCUCCAAGCCAUACAAGAACAAAAUCUGUGCUCCUGGAUUUUCUACAUUGGCUUACAUUGGCCUUGUCAUUGGCCUUGUAGUUGGACUGGGCCUUGUCGGCCUAGCGGUUGAUUGCUUUUACUGCAAGCCAAGGAAUAAGGGCGCCAUUCACUUCGUGGGGGCCAAACUGAAGUCCAGGAAUCCUGAUGCAACAACUGAAGAAAAGAUGAAGCUGUGAGAGGUCUAGCUGCAGAAGAAGGUCCACGUGGUCCCGGAAGUGGUUACAUCAUGAAUGCUGGAAACAUAACAUCUACAGACCUACGUGCAUGGAAUGCUAGCGGUGCGCCGGGCGGGCACUAAGACGAAGUAUACAAGUGUAAAAAAACAUCCUUUGUUAUGAUGUAGAUAAGCUUAAGCUCUUGAUGAAUAACCCACAUAUACAAAGUGUUUAGCUACAACAAUUCUAAAAAUGUUUCGCAGGAGGACGCAGAAAAGUAACGGUCUUCAUAUUAUUAGAUCAAUAAUUUCAUUGGAAAAGAGUUUAAAAAUGUAAAGGUUGGAGUUAUCACUUGUUAUAUUUGCUCACAUUAUUUUCUAAUUUGAGAAUUUAAAGACUAAUAAGGUUACACAAUGGCAACAGUCUAAACUAUGUCUGCUGAAAGUAUAAUUUGUUAUGCUUAAUAGAAGAUACUCUCUAAUGAUUAAAUUUGUAAAUUUGUUGUGUUCAUGGAAAUUCCUGCAUUCUGAUUAGCUGAAUUGGUCACUUGUUAUUGCAUUUAUUUCCCAAUGAAUGUAAAAAA